Molecule: messenger RNA, 2023 nt
Organism: Spirometra erinaceieuropaei
Lineage: Eukaryota; Metazoa; Platyhelminthes; Cestoda; Diphyllobothriidea; Diphyllobothriidae
Source: the annotation of a GenBank genome assembly
AUGGCUUCCGCCUGCUGUCCGGCAAGUGCCAAUUCUUCUUCGACUCCAUCAAGUACCGCGGAUUCGUUUUUGACGUCACCGGUCGCCAUCCAGAUUCUGAAAACAUUCGGGUCAUCUAACGGAUGCCUGCACCCAAGAAUGUAUCGCAACUUCGUUCCUUGGCCUGAUCAGCUACUAUAGCGCCUUCCUACCAUCGCUGCAUGACGUACGGGCCCUCCCUGGUGCUGGUCCUCUGAUUUUAAAAGGGCCUUCGCCCAGAUAAAGUCGAUGCUGAGUUCAGAUCUGCUGCUCACGCAUUAAGACCCGACGCUGCCGAUCGUUGUUGCUACAGAUGCUUCCAACCACGGAGGUCGUGCCGUCAACUCACAUAUUUUUCCUAAUGGGUCUGAAAAGGCGAUCAUGCAUGCAUCUCGCACGCUAACCCCUGUGGAGAAGAACUACGGGCAAAUUGAGAAAGAGGCUCUAGCCAUCGUGGUUGCGUCAAGAAGUUUCACAAGCUACUGUUCGGUCGCCACUUCACGUUGUUGACGGAUUGCAAACCAUUGCUGUCAAUCUUAGGUUCGAAGAAGGGCGUUCUCGUCUACUCAGCCGGCCGACUUCAGCGAUGGGCAACCACCCUUCUUGUCUACGAUUUCGACAUUCGCUACUGUCACACUACAGAGUUUGGUCAGGCUGACGCCCUUUCUCGCCUCAUCAUCAAUCAUCAGGAACCUGAGGAAGAUACCGCGACUGCCGCAAUUCCGACUGAGGACGAUGUGCGCCGUCAACUAUCAGACGCCAGGCGAGGCAUCCCUGUCACUGCCGCGGACAUCCGUCGUGCUACUGAACAGGAUCCUGUGCUCCGUCAGGCCAUUGCCUACGUGCAAACCUGCUGGCCAACCACUGCUCUCGCUGGCGAUCUUCGCCAGCUCUUCCUUCGCCAAGCAUCGCUGUGGUUAACUCUUGCCUCAUGUUUGCAAACCGUGUGUUGAUCCUAUCUUCCCACCGAUUCACUGUACUACGCCAGUUCCAUGCGGCUCAUCCCGGUGCCAGCCGAAUGAAGUCUACUGCUCGCAGUUUUGCCUACUGGCGGGGUAUCGACGGCGAUAUCGACGACUUGGUCCGACGAUGUUCUCGAUGUCAGCAAGCUGCCAAGAUGCCGCCUCGUCAACCGCCAAUACGCUGGCAACCACCGGUGAGACCUUGGCAACGCGUGCAUAUCGACUUCGCUGGCCCACUUAACGGAUUCUACCUAAUCUUGGUUGACGUCUACUAAAAUUGGCCCGAGAUCGCUCGGCUGAAUCCAGCGACCGCAUCUGCCACUAUCGCCUUCCUGCGACGCAUCUUUAGCCAACAUGGCUUAGCGGAAGUCCUGGUUUCAGAUAAUGGCUCUCAGUUUACUUCGUCGACGUUUGAGGUUUUCUGCCGGCAGCCCAACAUCCAGCAUCUUCGCUCCCCGCCCUACCAUCCUCAGUCUAACGGUCAGGCGGAGCGUAUUGUCGACAAGUUUAAGAGAGCCCUCUUGAAAGCUCGUGGAGAGGGGACCACGGACGAGAUAGUCCAGGCGUUCCUGUUUUCCUACAGGACAACACCGAACCCGGCAUCCCCUGGUGGCGUUUUACCCGCCGAAACUUUUAUGGGCCGAAAACUGCGUACAACUUUUCAUGCACUCGUUGCUACCGGUGUGCAGCCCGCGCAGACUUCUCCAGUCUCUCGCAGCAAGCUUUCCGUCGGAAGACCUGUCUUCGUUCGUGAUUAUCGAACUGAGUUCCCAGACUGGAUUGAGGCAACCAGAGUAGCGCACAGAGACGGUAUGUUGUUUGAUGUCGACGUUGGUGAUGACAUCUGGGUUCGUCACCACAACCAGAUCCGACGGCGACAUUUCAGUAACACAGUCGGGCUCGAAUCGGUGCCGCCACUCUCUCUGGACAUCCUACUGGAUACCUUCGCCAUUCCAGCAGAUCAAUCGGUUCCCGAAGCCACUGCUGCACCGCCUUCGGUAUCAGUCACUGCCCCCGCGUCUCCAGACAAAAACCACGACUAA